AAUCAGUUGAGAACGUGGAGCGCGCGCGAGCAGAACGCAGACACAGAUACAUUUCUGAGCUUCAUAUAGAUUUGCAGUGCGCAUUACUCACUCAUCCGCCAGAUACAAAGAUACGUUUCGCAGUACGCCUGACGAUUGCAACUGGCAAACUGGAUUUACCACCCCAAAAAAAAAAAAUAAAAUAAAAGAAAUAACAAAAAAUAGAAAACCAAAACAAUAGCCACAACUACAAAUCGUGUUAAGUGAAAAACGAAGCCAAUUGCAGUAGCAACGAAAAACUUUCAAAACCCGAGCCAUAGCGAAAUAGGAAAAGUAGUUCAGAGCGUGAAAAAUACGUUAUAUGCUGCAAAAGUUGUGAAACGAAACGUAUCCGAGAGAUACAAUCCCAUUGGGAGAGCGAGAGCCAAGCAAAGUGCAGUUUCCAGAAGCAGAUACCAUUUAAACAUAUUUAUAACCCAACCGAAACCAAACAAAUAAUAAAGGCUGAAAAAUUCGAAUACACCCAAAAAAACAAAUUUUCCAACAACUCAACCUCGACGACGACGAUUCGCAACACAAACUAUUGUUGGAUUAACAUUUUUUUCGAUCAAGAACUCAAACGUUGCGAACGGAAGCGAAAUGCAAGUGGAAUCGAGCUAUACCAAAUAUGCCGGACGUGUGCCACCUUUGGACCUCACCCAGGUGAAUGGUGGCCAAGAUUUGUGGGGCGGCAAUGGUGGCGGCAAUAACGCAUCCGCCAGACGCCAUCUGCAUCAUCCCUAUCAAAUGCUGGACAAGUGCCGCGGCGGAGUAACCCUGAUCAGUGCAUCAUCCGCCAUCUCAUCUACAUCCAACUCCUCCGACGACAAUAACAAUCGACUGAUGAGCGCUGAUGAUGGCACCACCAGUCUGCUGCAUCCCUUGGGCUCCGAUGGUCUGCCUCUGGAUCCGCGCGAUUGGACGCGAGCGGAUGUCUGGAAAUGGCUCAUCAAUAUGGCCGUAUCCGAGGGAUUGGAGGUCACCGCCGAACUGCCACAGAAAUUCCCCAUGAACGGCAAGGCAUUGUGCCUGAUGAGUCUCGAUAUGUACCUGUGCCGAGUUCCCGUGGGCGGCAAGAUGCUCUACCGCGACUUCCGGGUGCGACUCGCCCGAGCAAUGGCCCUGCUAUCAUAGGGAUUACCCAUAUAUCUCACGGAUACCCAGUCCUCUCUAUGGUUGUACAUAUCUCUAGGAUUCGAUUAGUUAAGUUCUAGUUAUGCUAGCUUAUAAUGCCUAGUCCUUAGUUCUGCUCGUCAUUUAAGUAUUAGCGAUAAUAUUCUGCAUUUCAAUAUGGUCAAAGAUUGCUUCAAGUUUUCAAUUCAUUUUGAAAGAAAAGUGAUUGGAGUGAAUAGAAUAAAAGAUUGAAGUUACAAUGCUGUCCUAUUAGUUAACUAAGUUCGCAUAUGAUGAAAAUAUAAAAUGAAAUUUUAUAACUG
Molecule: messenger RNA, 1454 nt
Organism: Drosophila melanogaster (fruit fly)
Lineage: Eukaryota; Metazoa; Arthropoda; Insecta; Diptera; Drosophilidae
Gene: edl
Product: ETS-domain lacking
Exons: 2
Coding region: 619-1152 (177 amino acids)
Molecular function (GO): sequence-specific DNA binding
Source: RefSeq, marked reviewed